AUGCCGUCUCUCGUCCCCGACUCUGGUGACAAUGCGCCAUCCUCGAAUCACAUCUUCUGGUCAACCACUGACAUUCCGCCCUCCUCAGAUGUCAUCCUCCAGAUCAACGCCAUCAUCUCCGGUACACCUCUCGCUCCCGUCCGGUACCUCACCGACAUAACUCCAUCUCUCCUCCUUGACCUCUACGAACUUCUCUUCCAUCUUAAACUUCCCUAUGCUACCCCACGAGACCACUCCCCGGAGUCGCAAUUGCGCAACAUCCGGAUCUUGAUCGGUCAUAUCGCUCACGAUAUCCUCAAGAUGGAUCUGUCGUUCUUGGAACCUCAUAAGAUUAUCAAUGGCGACGAUAAGGCUUUACGGGAUUUCAUGAGGAUAUUUCUCGGGGUUACGAAACUUAGGAAGGCGUACCUUGAGAAGAGGGAGAGAUACCGACAACAGCAGGUGGCCGGAGCGACGAGUACGGUACGGGGUAAUGGUGUGAGAUGGGCAGGAGGCGAUCAUGGUGUAGAAGAGGAAGAGGAAGAGGAAGAGGAAGAGGAAGAGGGGGGAGAGCGCUCAGUGGAUGGCUCGGAACAUACUGUUCGUGCGACAAAGGACAGUCUCCCAAAUAAACAUCACGAAAGUAUUCUCAAAAAUCCGGUCGUUACACCCAGAAGGGCUAUUACAGCUAUCAAAAGGACACCUUCGACGAAAGCCUCUACAAAUGACACUUAUACACCUUCGGUAUAUAGGCCUCGUCGGGUCUCCAUUACCGAAAACGAAGCCCCUCCUCUUCCUGCCCGCUCGGAAACUAGUUCGAUCCCUUCGAACUUUAUUCAGAAUUCCAACGAGCGAAUCAGCAAUAUCUGGAGCAGGUUGAAUACUAUCGGUAGUAAUGGCUAUCCUUCGGACAGAAGCUUAGAGCGCUUGUCCGCUCACCCCCCUCGGAAACCCCUCUCAACUAUCGUUCAGGAUCCAAAUCUACCAGCCUACGAUAAUCGAGCCCACAAUGUUCAAACUACUCCAUCUAAACAUCGACCCCAACUUUCUCUUGCAGAACCUGGGCCUUACCUCAAAGCCUGGUUGGACACCACCGGCACCGAGAUUUCAACAUCAAGUCAUCAACCCCGCUCCAACCAAACUACACCCGAAAAACGGCCACCUAACCAUAAUAUCCUUCCGCCGCUACCAGAAUCACCAUCCAAUGACUUCCCUACGAAACGGCCAAGCUCCUCCCGGAAUCCCCGUCGCACUUCCCAAAGACCAACAUUCCCUCUCCGCAGGGCAUCUUCCGACCCUACAUCUGGAGCGCUAGGUAUCGACAUAUCGAAAGCAAUGUUUUCAAAUUCGCCGAUUAGAAUAUCAGGUCAUGCGGCAAGGCAUCAUGAAAGUGAUAGCUCAUGGGAGGAGGGUGGACUAGAAGACGAUGAUACAUCAGAGAUUCAUUCCCCGACAUCAUCAAUUGCUACCUCUGCAUUAUCAGUGAGUUCAGUGGAAUGGAGCGAUACGGCUAGCAUCAAAGAGCUUCGACAGAAGCGACUGGAGGCGCUCGAAGACAUCAAGAUGGAACAGGAGGCAGCUAUGACACCCGUCAAACCUCAACAUCAACAAGAAGGAGACGAUACUACGACACCUGUAUCAGACGGAUCUCGAAAACAAAUAGUACAAGGACAUGGGAGGCGGAGGAGCUCUAUCCCUUCGGAAUUUAUGCAUAAUGGGAAUAAUAGCGCUGGAAAAUCAACGGUUUCUUAUGAGACAAUAUCACCAAAUUCAUCUGCGUCGAUGUGGAGGGCGAAACGAAGGGAUGAGGAAAUGCCACCGAUGCAACCUGUUACGGCCGAGGGAUCGCCAAUACCAAAGAGGAGUUUACGUGGACUUCAGAGAUAUAGAAAUGAUUAUGAUGAUGAAGAAGAUGAAGAAGGGUAUAGGGCUGGUCCCGAUGAUACGUUCACGACUAGGAAUACUGCCGAUCUGGAAUUGGAGUUAAAGGGAUUGGACGCCCAGGGGUUAAGUGAGAGUAAACGUCAAAUAAUGCUGUUUGAACGGUUGAUUAGAAGGGCAGUGGAUAAGAAGAUUCCGGGGUUGAAGGAGGAAGGUAGGACGAGGAGAGUAGUUGGAGAGGAAGGUGGUAGACAGGUGGCUAAGUAA
This is a messenger RNA of Orbilia oligospora ATCC 24927, 2127 nucleotides long. RefSeq lists its product as uncharacterized. The transcript has a single exon. The record is from RefSeq and is a predicted model, not a curated record. The coding region runs from base 1 to 2127 and encodes 708 amino acids. NCBI's taxonomy places the organism in Eukaryota, Fungi, Ascomycota, Orbiliomycetes, Orbiliales, Orbiliaceae.